Messenger RNA from Diutina rugosa, 1749 nucleotides. It is a transcript of the gene DIP5, whose product is annotated as Dip5p. The transcript has a single exon. Lineage: Eukaryota; Fungi; Ascomycota; Pichiomycetes; Serinales; Debaryomycetaceae. The record is from RefSeq and is a predicted model, not a curated record. Gene Ontology annotation, molecular function: amino acid transmembrane transporter activity. Gene Ontology annotation, cellular component: membrane. The coding region runs from base 1 to 1749 and encodes 582 amino acids. Gene Ontology annotation, biological process: amino acid transmembrane transport.
AUGACCGACAUCGAGAAGAAUGCGGGCAAGGCGUCCGUCACCGGUGAAGACUUGGCGUCGGUGUUGCUGAGACACACCCACGAAUACGACCUCUACGUCGCCACCCUGAACCCCACCCUCAAGGAAGGCGGCGGUCAUGGGUUGAAGAAGGCGCUUUCCUCGCGUCAGGUGUCGAUGAUUGCCCUCGGUGGUGCCUUGGGUACUGGUUUGCUUAUUGGUACCGGGUCGGCGUUGAAGGCGGCUGGUCCGGGUGCGAUUUUCGUCGCCUACUCCGCCAUUGGGUUUGUGGUGUUUAUGGUGAUGACGGCCUUGGGUGAAGUGGCCGCGUUUAUUCCCCUUAACGGGUUUGCCAACUACUGUCAACGUUACGUCGAUGACGCCCUCGGUUUUGCUUGUGGUUAUGUGUACUUGUUCAAAUACCUUAUUUUGCCUGCGAACCAGUUGGUCGCAGGGUCGAUGACUAUGCAGUACUGGGUUAAAGCCGAGCGCGUCAACCCCGCCAUAUGGGUACUCGUGUUCCACAUCGUCAUUGUCAUCAUUAACCUUGCCGGUGUCCGAUUCUUCGGGGAAAUUGAAUUCUGGAUUUCGUCGAUUAAGGUCAUCACCUGUCUUGGUUUGAUUCUUCUUUUGUGGAUUAUCGCCCUCGGUGGUGGUCCUAACAAUGACCGUAUUGGGUUCCGUUACUGGAAGAACCCCGGGGCAUUUUUGGAAUUCAGCUCGGGCAAGGACUUUGUUAUACAUGGUUCCAAAGGCCGUUUCGUUGCUUUCGUUUCGGUGUUGGUUACUGCCGUGUUCGCAUACUUGGGUACGGAAUUGGUCGGUAUCACGUUCGCCGAAACCCGUAACCCGAGAAAGUCUAUUCCUAAGGCCAUUCGUUUGACCUUCUACCGUAUCGUGGUGUUCUACGUCUUGUCGAUCUUGUUCUUGGGGAUGUCGGUGUCUCCCAGAGACCCUCUCCUCAUGUCCCCCGAUGGUAACUCGUCGUCGGCGUCGGCAUCGCCCUUCGUCAUUGCCAUUAGAAACGCUAACAUCAGUGGUUUGCCUCACGUCAUCAACGCCGCCAUCUUGUUGUUCGUGUUGUCUGCCGCCAACUCCGAUAUGUACGUGUGCUCGCGUACCAUCUACUCGUUGGCUGUGGCCGGCUACGCUCCCAAGUUCUUCCUUAAGACCAACCGCAUGGGGGUUCCUUACUACGGUAUUGCUCUCUCGUUCGCCUUCUGCUGCUUGGCUUAUAUGACUGCCUCCGACGAUGCCAGAACCGUGUUCAACUACUUCGUCAACGUGGUGUCCUUGACUGGUUUGAUCGCCUGGUCGUGUAUCCUCAUCAUCCACCUCAGAUUCAUGAAGGCGUUGAAGGUUCAAGGGUUCGACAGAACUCGUGACUUGGCCUACAAGUCGCCGUUGCAACCCUACGGUUCGUACGCCGCCCUUUUCAUUUGUGUCCUCAUCAUCUUCAUUAAGAACUUCACUGUGUUCAUCCACAAGUUCGACUACAAGAACUUCAUUACUGGUUACAUUGUGUUGCCGGUGUUCGUCAUCAUGUACUUUGGUUGGAAGAUCAUCUUCAAGACGAAGAUCGUCCGUGCCGAAGACAUUGACUUGGACACUUUCAGAGACGUCAUUGACGCCGAAGCUAUCAAGUUUGACCGUGAGGACGAAGAAAGAGCCGCUCUCAUGGAGGCUGAAGGCAAGAACAAGUGGACCAACCCCAAGUUCUUGUACGAAAAGGUCUUUGGCUGGAUCUUCUAA